Messenger RNA from Aureobasidium pullulans EXF-150, 1152 nucleotides. RefSeq lists its product as uncharacterized. Gene Ontology annotation, molecular function: mannitol-1-phosphate 5-dehydrogenase activity. Gene Ontology annotation, cellular component: cytosol. The record is from RefSeq and is a predicted model, not a curated record. The coding region runs from base 1 to 1152 and encodes 383 amino acids. Lineage: Eukaryota; Fungi; Ascomycota; Dothideomycetes; Dothideales; Saccotheciaceae. Gene Ontology annotation, biological process: mannitol catabolic process. The transcript has 2 exons.
AUGAAGGCAAUUCAUUUUGGUGGUGGUAACAUCGGUCGUGGCUUUGUUGCCGAGUUCCUCCACAAAUCCGGAUACGAAGUCGUCUUUGUUGAUGUUAUGGAUGCCAUCAUCGAUUCACUGCAAAAGAGCAAGUCGUACACGGUCACAGAAGUUGGCACAUCAGAGACCAAGUCGAAGACAAUUACCAACUACCGCGCCAUCAACAGCAAGAAGGAAGAAGACAAGGUCGUCGAGGAGAUUGCCACUGCCGACAUUGUCACCUGCGCCGUUGGCCCCAACAUCUUGAAGUUCAUUGCUCCUGUUAUCGCCAAGGGCAUCGAAAGCCGCAAGAAGGACUCACCGGUCGCUGUUAUUGCUUGCGAGAACGCCAUUGGAGCCACCGACACUCUCCGCAAGUUCAUCGAGGAGAAGCUCUCAGACUCAACAAAGGCCAACAUUCAAGACAAGGCUCGUUUCGCCAACAGCGCAAUCGACCGUAUUGUUCCUAUGCAGGAUGAGGACGCAGGCCUGAACGUCAAGAUCGAGAAGUUCUACGAGUGGUGUGUGGAGAGCAAGCCUUUCCUUCCUGCAGACCCACCAGCAAUUGAGGGUGUCCACUUCGUUGAGGAUCUCUGCCCAUUCAUCGAGCGCAAGCUCUUCACUGUCAACACCGGACACGCCACCGCUGCAUACUUUGGAUACAACCGUGGCAAGGAAUACGUUCAUGAGGUCUUGCAAGACAAGGAGCUGAACGAGAUUGUACGAAACACACUCAAGGAGACCGCUCACUUGAUUGUCAACAAGCACGAAAUUUCCGAGAAGGACCAGAACGACUAUGUCGAGAAGAUCAUCAAGCGUAUCUCGAACCCUGUUCUCAAGGACAACGUUGAGCGUGUCGGUCGUGCUCCUCUCCGCAAGCUGUCGCGCAACGAGCGUUUCAUCGGCCCUGCUGCCCACCUUGCCGAGAUGGGAGCAAAGUACGAUGCCCUCUUGGGAGGUAUCGAGAUGUGUCUCCGCUUCCAGAACGUCGAAGGUGACGAUGAGUCGGUCGAGCUGGCCAAGAUCCUCAAGGAGAACUCUUCCAGCGACGCCACCGAGAAGAUCACUGGUCUGGAGCGCGACCACGUUCUGUUCUCAGCGGUUGAGGAGGUUGUCAAGAAGGUUCAAGCUUGA